AUGGCAGAGGAUGACGGUGGAGACGAGCCGCCGCCACUGCCUGCGGAGCCGCCGCCCGCAGGCAACUUCUCCGCCAUUGGCCACACCCCGGAAAGCAUUGCCAGGCUACCGGAGAAGUUGAGACAGCGCUUGCUCCAGCGGGGCAUCCUCAAAGCCGCCGACCUGAAGCAAACCGCGCCAGAGCCAGCGGUCACCGCCCCGCCUGCCAUGGGCGUCCAGGCGACAGCCAGAGCCUUGGAUCUGCCGCCGAUGCCCUCUUUUACCCCUAUGGAUUUGGCCGCGGCGCAAUCCGCAGCGGCUGCGGCUGCAGCUCGCAUCGAUGCGGACUGGGCCACGGUGAUGGCACCGCCAAUGCCCGCAGCCGUUCAGACGAGACCUCAGCAGGUCUACGCCUCGGCUCCUGUCCUACGGACGGAGCUCAAACGGCCAGCGCCUUCCUCCGAGCCAGAAGCGAAGCGGCAGAUGCUGCAGGCCGCAUCUUCGGCUGUGCCCUCGGAGGCUCCUGCGGCUCCCCAGCCUCCACCGGAGCCGGCUCCGCCUCCGCCGGGGCCUCCGCCAGGGCCUCCACUGCCCCCGGGCUGGGUGCGAGUCCCACAUGAGGGCGAGUUCUACUUCUGGAACAUGAACACCAACGAAGUGUCCUGGGAAGACCCGUCCCUCGUUCAGGAGAAGAAAGGUCCGGCGAAGAAGGAGAAGGAGCCCAAGUUUAAGGAAGAGCACAGGGUGCUCUGGACGGACCUUGGGAAGAUCAUCGGGAGGCAGGGGAUGAACUUGAAGAUCAUCAAGGCAUCGAUCGGCUGCGAGAUCCAGGUGCCGAGGCAAGAGAAGGUGUUUGCCUCUUUUGGCUCUGUGCGGGCGUAG
Messenger RNA from Symbiodinium necroappetens, 861 nucleotides. NCBI's taxonomy places the organism in Eukaryota, Dinophyceae, Suessiales, Symbiodiniaceae. The record is from the annotation of a GenBank genome assembly.